GGGUUUGCUCAGUUAAUGUUUGUGUCAAAUGCUGACAAAUACAUGUUGUAAAAUGCAUGAAUAACAUACAAAAUUUCAUUAAAUCAUUUGAAUUGUUAAAUAAAAAUAAACAUAAAAAUGCCGCAUGUACAAAAGCGAAAAAUUACGGAGACUAUAACAACAGUAGAGUCGAAUCAGCAUCGACCGCAUAAGAAACUACGCAUAACUGCAAAGCGUUCGACCAGUAGUGCCGGUCCAUCAAUACAAAUUCUAUCAAAUCUAUUGGAAAAAACGACAAACAGCAAUGAUGCAUUACAAAUUCUAACGCAAAUGUCGGAUACUUUGACCAAUAAUACGGCUGAUGAUAUUGUUGAAUCGCUGAAAAAGCUAUGCGAACACUUUAAACGGGAAAAAGAGUCGGCAGUCCGAGUGAAGGUAUUGUCUCUAUUCGGUGAGUUGGCAUCGGAAGCGUUACACGAUGGCACAAGUUUAGUCGAUGAAGUGAUUCUGUUGUUAAAAGGCGAAACAUCGCCCAAAGUAAUUUCACAGGGUUUACAUAGUCUUUUCAAAAUUGGUGAUACACAGCAAUUGCCAUUAACGACACUGAUUCGAAUCGUUUUAUUUGCAAAAUUACAAUUGACAAAUGCCAGUCACAAUGUGCAACGGCAUGCCUUAACAUUGCUUGGAGCAUUUUUGCAAUUGCGCGAAGCUGAAAAAGAAUCACUUGAUUUGAUAAGCCGAUACACCGAUUCGCAAGAUUCACGCGUUCGAGCCCAGGCAUUUGAUUCAAUUCUAACACUUGGACAACGAGGCGCAUAUCUACCGCCACGUCUCUAUUUUCGUGCCGUCGAAUCGCUGAAAGACGACUAUGAAUGUGUGAGAAAGGAAGCAUUACGAUUGGUAUAUGAGCUUGGUAUCAAACACACUGAAUUUAUGGUUGAUGUGCCCGACUCGGAUUCAAAGCUACGUUUGGCUGAUGCAGCCUUUGGACAUAUUUGUUCAGCCAUUUGUGAUUUAUCGAUGCAAGUUCGGACGCAGGCUGCCGGUUUGCUUGGCGGCAUGACCGCUGUUAGUCAUGAAUUUUUGCAUCAAACACUUGAUAAAAAAUUAAUGAGUAAUUUACGGCGCAAAAAGAGUUUGCAUGAACGAUAUACCGAAUUAUUUCAAAGUGGUGAGUGGUCGUCGGGUAAAAAAUGGGCAGACGAUGCACCGAAAGAGCAAAUAAAUGCAUCAACCGUAUCACUUAUGGCAUCUGGAGCAUGUGGUGCACUUGUGCAUGGCUUGGAAGAUGAAUUUCUUGAGGUGCGUACGGCGGCCGUCGAUUCGCUGUGCAAAUUGGCAUUAUCAAAUCCAAAAUUUGCCGUAAUGAGUUUGGACUUUUUGGUUGAUAUGUUCAAUGAUGAAAUAGAAGGUGUUCGACUUAAAGCCAUCGAUAGUUUAACGGCCAUUUCAAAGCACAUUACAUUACGCGAAGAUCAAUUGGAAACCAUGUUGAGCUCACUCGAAGAUUAUUCAGUUGAAGUACGUGAAAGUUUACAUGUAAUGUUGGGUGUAUGCCGAGUAUCAACGCAAAAUUGUUUAUUAAUGGUUGUCCAAAAAGUAUUGGACGUGCUAUCAAAAUAUCCGCAAGAUAAAUUUUCGGCAUUUGGAUGUAUGCAGCGAAUUGGUGCAAAGCAUCCAGAAAUUUGUAUGUCAUUGGUAACACAACUGUUGCAAGAUCAUCCAUUUUUCGAUAGCGCCGAAAAGGAUGUUGAAGAUCCAGCGUAUGUGUGCAUUUUGAUAAUGAUUUUUAAUGCUGCACAAAAGCUACCGCCAGCUCUCGGUCUUUUGCCAGAAAUAACAAUAAAGCAUUAUUCCUAUUUACGUGAUACGAUGCCAAAUUUAGUGCCUGCAUUGCCAAUCGGUGGAACAUCAACCGAAUUGAAGCUCACCGAAGGAUCGACUGGAUCUCGUCAAUUUCUCGAAACUAUAUUGAAUAAUAUUCGAGCAUCGUAUUCAGCACCGCGGGCACGUCAAGCACUGCUCACCGCCGCUCAAGACAAUUUAGAUCGAUUGGCUACAAUUGAUCCAGAGUUAUCGGGCACAGCAAACUAUACGGCCACAUUUUUGGGCGCUCAACUAUUGAUUGAACAAUUGCAAUCGUGUUUGACAAUGCCAACAAGUCGACCACCAUCCAAAGAAUCUCUCAAUCAAUUGAUGAAAAAAUGCCUUAAAUUACAAAAUCUUUUCUCAUCGCUGACACCAAACGAUUUGCUAAUGGUGAAACAGAUUAGCUUGCGGGCCAGUGCAUUGCAUCUGGUAUUGAUUGUGAAAGAUCGAUCGCAGAGUGCAUUGGCACCAUGUCAACUACUUUUACAAAUUGCAUCCGAUACAAAUCAAUUUUUAACGGAAAAUCCAAACAUGCGAGCCGAUGCAUUCACCACAUCUAUAUUAAAUCAAAUAUCAAGCAUGAACGAUCCCAAACCGGGCCGGGUAUUUCGUGAAAUUUUACCAAUCGUUCAAACCGCUUCUCCAGUUGCAUCACCCGAAAUUAAUAUUAAUAUACAAAUUUGUACCGCUCGUAUUUUGGAUCCAUCAUCGACCGACGUAAGUGAACUUCCCGCCACCAAAGUGUCGGCCGGCCUCAUUGCAGCCGUACCAUUUUUGGGUGAAAUUGAUAAUUUGCGAGAUAGUCAACGUUUGAAUUUGCGCAUGAGAGUUAAAUAUCCAGAUCAAAAUGUUCACUUGAUGAUGCCCCGAAUGCGAGAUUUAAAACGCAUCAUUUCUGAGAAUGGCGAAAACACAAAUAAUUGGCGCCUUCGAACGAACCUACUAUUGUCACACGUUGUGUGGACGGAACAAUGUCAAGUCGAUGUGUCGCUAUGUUUAUCAGUAAGACCCGGACACGAACUGGAACUCUGCAAGCCUGUUAAGGUUCUUUUGCAACCACGGCCAGUUAAACGCGGAAUUUAAAUUUAUUUUGUAGUAUUAAUUGAAAUGUCUCACAAAUUACUUGUUUAGACUUUGUAGAAAUAAUAAAUGGUAUUUCUAUUUUUUUUGUAA
This is a messenger RNA of Contarinia nasturtii (swede midge), 3021 nucleotides long. It is a transcript of the gene IntS4, whose product is annotated as integrator complex subunit 4. Lineage: Eukaryota; Metazoa; Arthropoda; Insecta; Diptera; Cecidomyiidae. The transcript has 8 exons. Gene Ontology annotation, cellular component: integrator complex. The coding region runs from base 118 to 2931 and encodes 937 amino acids. Gene Ontology annotation, biological process: snRNA processing. The record is from RefSeq and is a predicted model, not a curated record.